ACCAACUUGUACUCUCUAAACCCUUCCCUUCCCUGUUUAACUUAAACUAUUGAAACAUGGUGGCCCUGAAAUCGAGUCUUUACCUCCUCGCAGGCAUUCUCAGCAUGACCUCCACCGUGGUCGCCUGGGAUCCCUACGGCGACUACCUCGACACCCGCUCACUCGACUUCUACGAUACCUACGACGCCCGCGGGUUCGACGAUGAUCACGAGCUCCGCGGGUUCGACGACGAUGACUUUGUCCUUAGCGCUCGCGACCUCGCUCGCCUCAACGUCCGCGCCUCCGACAUCUCCCAUGUCCUCGUCAUUCGCGCAGACAACGCCAAGGCAGAGUGCAAGAAGUUCACGGAUGCAUACAAAGCAACGAAAAAGGACUAUGAUUCGUGGAGUAAGAAGUACAAGGACGCGAAGAAGAAGAAGGAUAAGGAUGCGGAGAAGAAGGCGAGGGAUAAGAUGGAUGAGUUGAGGGAGUACGUCGAGUACAACAGGGAGGAGAUGGAGAUUUGGUGCGCGAAGGCGAAUGAUCCUGGGAGUCCGAAGGCUAAGAAGAGGAGUCCCAGUCCCCCUAAGAGGAGGAAGUAGUGUAAAUGCUCAAAGUCCUCUUUCUAGGAAGAACAGCACAUAAUCGUGGCGUCCUUUACAUCCCCUACCGCUCCUUUGUUUUCAUUAUCAAUAUUUAUUCUGGCCUGUCAUCGU
Molecule: messenger RNA, 695 nt
Organism: Coprinopsis cinerea okayama7#130
Lineage: Eukaryota; Fungi; Basidiomycota; Agaricomycetes; Agaricales; Psathyrellaceae
Exons: 2
Coding region: 57-581 (174 amino acids)
Source: RefSeq, a predicted model, not a curated record